Molecule: messenger RNA, 1698 nt
Organism: Ochotona curzoniae (black-lipped pika)
Lineage: Eukaryota; Metazoa; Chordata; Mammalia; Lagomorpha; Ochotonidae
Gene: OARD1
Product: O-acyl-ADP-ribose deacylase 1
Exons: 6
Coding region: 462-920 (152 amino acids)
Biological process (GO): peptidyl-glutamate ADP-deribosylation
Source: RefSeq, a predicted model, not a curated record
CCCUGCAGGUCCACGGCCGCCUGAAGUCCAGCACUACGCAGGCGCCUUGGCCAACUGCCCACCUCUUUCCAGGCGGCCCCCGGGACACACCCCUGCAGCUAGUGCGCAAGCGCCGCACGCCCAGCUCGCGACUUGCGAGCUCCUGACGCACGCCCGGGCGGCGGGAGACCGCGGAAUUUGCCGCCGGAUGUUCGGCGGCCGUCACCAAAGAGCUGCGCUCUCGGCUGGCUGGCUAGAGAGGAGUUCGUUUCCGCCCGCCACCGGGGGCGGAGUGGCGGCGAGGGGAAGGGGAGCGGCCAUCUUAGUUGCGCGCAAUUUAGGACUGUGGCGGGAUUGGCUCCUCGUCGGGGCUCGCCCGCCGCUGCCCACCUACCGGGGUCGGAUCCGGCGGGCACCUCCCAGCGGCGGACUCUUUCCCAGCUGCAGAAGCGCUUAAAUUUUGGAAAUAGCGAUCCCGUAUCAUGGCCAGCAGCACUAAUGAAGAUCCAGAAGGAAGCAGAAUCACUUAUGUGAAAGGAGACCUUUUUGCCUGCCCCAAAACGGACUCCCUAGCCCACUGCAUCAGCGAGGAUUGUCGCAUGGGGGCCGGGAUAGCUGUGCUCUUCAAGAAGAAAUUUGGAGGAGUGCAGGAACUGUUGAAUCAGCAAAAGAAGUCUGGAGAAGUGGCUGUUCUGAAGAGAGAUGGUCGAUAUGUAUAUUACUUGAUUACAAAGAAAAGGGUUUCACACAAGCCGACUUAUGAAAACCUACGAAAGAGUUUAGAGGCCAUGAAGUCCCAUUGUCUCCAAAAUGGCGUCACUGACCUCUCCAUGCCCAGGAUUGGAUGCGGUCUUGAUCGUCUGCAGUGGGAACAUGUGUCUGCGAUGAUUGAGGAGGUGUUUGAGGCUACUGAUAUCAAGAUCACUGUGUAUACACUCUGAAUGGAUGCACAUUUUGGGCGUGUCCAUGAUCUCCCUUGUCAUCCCUACUGGGCCUUAGGACUGGCAAACCGACUUUAAAUGGGCAAAGGAAAAUUUCAUGUGAAGUCGGUCUGUGUCACAGGCCAGUCUUGGUCACUGUAUUCCAGCACUUGACCUGGGCUCAGAUGGAGGGUUUCUUGGGAUAUGUUGCUGUGCUUUUCACAGGAUGUUCGAGAGAGAUGGCCUUGUUCCAGACAGGGAGACGGGUUACAACCUCAGUUUUGUAGUACGCUGGCGUCUCUGGCUGGCCACUAGGUGCCAGCAUUGAUUCUGCUUCUCUGUUUCCUGAGAGAAAUUUUAAGUGCUUUUGCAUUGGUUUGAUAUCUGGUGUCAUUUGUACACUGAAUUUUAAUUAUCCUCAUGUCGUUAGACUCAUCCUAGGAGAGGAAUACAGGUUUUGUUUUGGUUACAAAAUUGAGUUCUGUAUUGUUCACAGUGAAUGUGGGUGAUAAAAACAGAAGAAUAAAUAUUGGGGUUCCCUGAAGCUCUGUGCUUGUGCUGGUGUUGUUCUGGACUGGAGUCACAGGAUUCAGCUGUAACUUGAUUUUGAGGCACCCAGGAGCUCUUUGGAAAGAGUAACAAGAUGAAAAAUAUGAAGGGACAGAAACUGCAUCAGUGUGGUCAAAGGCAGGUGUUUGUGAUGCCUUUAUGAUGGACCUUGCUGUCUUCCGUCUGCCCCACUGUUUCUGUGAUUGUCUAAAUUUAAUUAUGAAAUAAAUAAAAUGGGAAAUAACUGGCA